Purpureocillium lilacinum is the source of this 204-nucleotide messenger RNA. The record is from RefSeq and is a predicted model, not a curated record. Lineage: Eukaryota; Fungi; Ascomycota; Sordariomycetes; Hypocreales; Ophiocordycipitaceae.
AUGGGAGGCUUUGGGCGGAGGCCGGCUCGCCUGCUUAUACGGCGUAAUACGAAGAGGCGAGACCAGACGGUCAACAGGCGCCCGACUGGAGGCGCACGGGAUGGAGUCGAUGGAUUCACUGGCCAGCAUCGAGGUGUUUGGCAAGGCCAUCUUUGGGGUAGGUACUUUUCGUCGCCAGCGUACGGGCAGCUUGGUAGGGGCUGA